Messenger RNA from Apis florea (little honeybee), 2358 nucleotides. RefSeq lists its product as uncharacterized. The record is from RefSeq and is a predicted model, not a curated record. Lineage: Eukaryota; Metazoa; Arthropoda; Insecta; Hymenoptera; Apidae.
UUAAUAAUUCGUAUAUAUUUCCAUAGCAAAUAUUAAAUGAUGAAAAUUUAAUUUUUUUCUCGAUAUAAAUUUUGAAAGUUUUGAAAUUUUCUUCGCUUUAUUUUCAAGCUCUGGAUCUAUAUCGAUACCACUUUAUAGAUAUUAAAAAAAUAGCCUAAAUCUAUAAACAUGAAUGUAUAUAUCUUCUGAGGUUUUUCGACGAAAUAUUUUCAAUCGAUCAAGAUAAGUCGAAAGAGUCGAGCAAGUCGUCGAAUAGCGCGAGAAAACGUUAAGAACGAAUCGAAUCCACCGAAAACUCUUUAACGUCUGUUCCCAUGCAAAAUGUUAAUUUUGCUGAGCUUACAGGUAUUGAGCGAAUAUUAAAUGUCUUGUUAAGAAAAAAAAAAAAAAAACGAAAGAACAGAGUAGAAAAAAAGUCUCAAAUCAAAAAUCAAACCCAUCACUUGUUUCCUUUCUACAUUUUUUUUUUUUUCAACUCGAAAAGAAUACAGGUAAAGGAUACGGUUUACAUGAAUGUCUUCCUCUAGAUAGUUUUUAACCUUUGUUUGUUUACAUAUUUAGAAGCAUACACCAAUCAAUUUCAAUAAUUAAUAACAAAAAAUAAAAUUUUAAAAUCAUUUUAAACUUUUUAAAGAUUUUAUACAAAUUAACAAUUGCUCGAAAUUAAUUGUUGGCCGCGCAUAAUUCCUUCGUUAUAUAUGUUUCAUUAUAUGUUUUUCAUUUAAAUCGAACAAAUAACUAUCGAGAAAUUAACUAUUUGAGAUAGAAUAUGAAAGGAUUGUUGGAAAAGCCAGAUGUAAAUCACGAAAGAUAAAUCCGUCGCAUCGUGGAAAGUCGACUUGCGUACGAUAAGUAGCAAAUUACAUGAUAGUAUGGAUGCGCAUGAGUAUUUUUAAAUACAGAGUCCUUUCUCUCUCUUUCUCUCUCUCUCUUUCCAAAUGAGACCCUUUUCUCUUUCUCUCUCACUCUCUCUCUUUCUCUUGGUACCGAGAUAGCCGUUCGAAUUAUGAAAUCGUUACAUCGUGCGAACGACUGAUGCAGAAACGUGCAGCCAUUGAACAUCCUAUCAGAACAUUCUCAAAGGUACAUUGGUUCAAACUCGAGAAAAACUUUAAAUGCUUACUUUCAAACAGGGUAACCUGGCCAUUCACCAACGAUCAACUACGAAAGGACAACGACCUUCUUCCACGACAUCUUUCGCUUUGUCGUUCAUCCGAGUUCGAAGUUCGAAGAACGACAUCUAGAUGGUGAUUCAAUCGGUUAGUCGAUCAAGAGAGAGAUGAUUCAGGUCAGAUCCGAUGAUCUCUGAAUCCGGAUCUACUCUGAUCAGAGAUCGAGAUCAAUCAUGAAAAAAAUCAAUGACCGAAUCGUCACAUCCAACUACCGGGCAUACACGGAAUGCGAAUGGGUUUGGUGCGAAAGGACGGAAUAAAAGGAUUUUCUGGUUAAUGAUUCUUGGCACGUGGCAUUGCACCGGUGAAAAGUUAUCUCCUGAUCAAAAAGCACCUCUGUUUGCUCGAGGUUCUGGUGGACUGAUCUUGAAUACGCCUUUCGAGGACAAUAAAGCCAGGAAUCGUCCGAUUUCAAAUGUAAAUGCACCGGUGGACAACGUGCAAAAAGAGGAAACAGAAAUGCUGAAAUUAGUGGAUGGUGAAUUAGUGCGAACUGUAAAAGGAAGUUUCUCUUAUAAUAGCCCCGAAGGUCUUCCUAUUUCUGUUAAAUACGAGGCUGAUGAGAAUGGAAAUAGAGCCAGCUUUAAGUUUGGUACCGGCGCCGCAAAUGGUGGUAAUCGUCCUUCCUUUAAUUCUAAAUCUGAAACUGGACGUGGUCCUGGACCUGGACCUGGAGAUAAAAAUGGUCCUAGUUCAUACCUACCACCAACUACGAAAAAAGAUGUUGAUAGAAGCUAUCUACCACCACAAUAGAAUUAUUAUUAGCUUUUUCUGAUUACACUUGUAAUGAACCUUCAAUGCUUUAAUAUUUUGGAUAAAAUUUUUUUUUGUUAAUCUUAUAAUUCAAAAGGUAAAUUUUGAAUUAUAAAUUUUUUCUCACAAUUCUUUAACAUCAUGAUCUCUUAAACAAAAAUUCUAUCCAUACUGCUAUCCUUCUUAAUUACUUUAUACAAUUUAUCGAUCAACGCAAUAACAUAGAUGCUUUUAAAAUAAGUCAAUAAUCAUCUUAUGAUCUUAAAAUCAAUUAAUUUUCAGAAACAUGAUUGUUAAUAUAUGUAUUACUCGAAUAUUAUCUUUCUUUCAUAGAAAAUAUUUUCUAUUCGAGCAAUCGCAAAGUAGUUAGCAAUGUAUUAUUAAAUAUAUUAAAUUUUUAUAAACUAAGAAAUAAAAUAUAUUUUUUCACAGA